AUGUUUGCUGGUCGGAGGGUCAACGCGGUUCUCAGAGCAUUGAAGCCGGCAAACCAGCUUCGACACGCCAGUCAAGUAUCGUCCGAAGCUCGUUUGAACAAGCCCAUCGACUUUAAAAAGACGGCCGUCCUUCACCAAUCACAGAACAGCGCCCGGACUGCCUAUGGGCUCUCUCAAGAUGCUCCGGUCGAUUGGGUGAACCUGCAUGGCGCCAUCAACGCGUCCCUACAUCAUGCUUUGAAGAGCGAUGAGAAUGUGCUCCUGUUCGGCGAAGACGUGGCUUUCGGUGGUGUAUUUCGCUGUUCCAAGGGCUUGACAGAUGAGUUCGGCACCAGUCGAGUGUUCAACACUCCGCUCUCUGAGCAAGGGAUUGUGGGCUUUGCCAUUGGUUGUGCGGCUGAAGGCAUGAAACCCGUUGCGGAAAUCCAAUUUGCAGAUUACGUCUUUCCAGCGUUUGAUCAGUUGGUCAACGAAGCAGCCAAAUUCCGAUACAGAGAAGGCGCAACGGGGGGCAACUGUGGAGGGUUGGUUGUGCGAAUGCCCUGCGGUAGCGUUGGCCACGGCGCCCUGUACCACUCGCAAAGUCCAGAAUCGCUAUUCACCCACGUCCCCGGUCUCCGGGUUAUCAUGCCUCGAUCACCCAGCCAGGCCAAGGGACUGCUCACCGCGUCUAUCCUUCACUCCCACGAUCCAGUCAUCUUCAUGGAACCAAAAGUCCUUUACCGCGCUGCCGAGGAAUUUGUUCCAAGCGACCCAUAUACUCUACCACUAGACAAAGCCGAGGUCCUAAAGCAAGGCAAAGAUCUCACGGUCAUCGCUUACGGCCAACCGUUGUACCUUUGCUCCGCUGCCAUUGAAGCCUUGGAGAAGGAAAUCAAGGGUCUCACCAUCGAGCUCAUCGACCUGAGGACCAUCUAUCCCUGGGACCGAGCCACUGUCAUGGAAAGCGUGAACAAGACGGGUCGCGCAGUUGUUGUGCACGAGAGCAUGUACAAUGCAGGCGUCGGAGCCGAAGUCGCUGCAAGUAUACAAGAAGGGGCGUUCCUUCGACUGGAGGCUCCCGUCGCCAGAGUAACGGGCUGGAGUACUCAUCCGGGGCUGAUCUUUGAGAAAUUUAACAUUCCAGACGUUGCGAGAAUAUACGACACUAUGAAAAGAACGCUGGAAUACUAA
Messenger RNA from Cladophialophora psammophila CBS 110553, 1173 nucleotides. Its product is annotated as 2-oxoisovalerate dehydrogenase E1 component, beta subunit. NCBI's taxonomy places the organism in Eukaryota, Fungi, Ascomycota, Eurotiomycetes, Chaetothyriales, Herpotrichiellaceae. The coding region runs from base 1 to 1173 and encodes 390 amino acids. The transcript has 2 exons. The record is from RefSeq and is a predicted model, not a curated record. Gene Ontology annotation, molecular function: catalytic activity. Gene Ontology annotation, biological process: response to nutrient; branched-chain amino acid catabolic process.